UAAUAAUUCAACUUUUCGAAUUGUUCAAAGAAUCUCCUACAGGCUUUAACAAUACUCUUAAUUCACUCGAUAUUUGCUUUCCCAUCGAGUUCCAUUGUUACGCCACAUCAUGUUUUUCGGUUGUUUGAACACCGAGAGUAGAAGAUAUUCGUUGAAGAAAAGCUCGCAUGUAACACGACAAGAAUUUCUGUCGCAGGAUAAUUUGUACACAAGACACUCCCUUCCUGGAUGUGCUUCAGAGAAUAUGUUAAACACUAAUAAAGACAAACUGGAAAAGCGUAACUCUCUUCAAAAUGUACCCACAUCCAAAGAGUUAUGUUAUUCUCCCGUGCGUGAAAGAACGAAACAAAACAUGAGGAGUUUGGAGUCGAUAUUCCAGGCUGUGAAUCUUUCACAGCAUACUAUACGACAAGAAAACUUGCAACAGCUUGAAACGUGGUCAGAAUCGUUGGAUAAAUUGUUGAAAGAUCCCGCUGGUAUACAUAACUUUUCAAUGUAUCUAAGAAGCGAACAUAGUUCGGAAAAUAUCAGGUUCUGGUUAGCGUGUGAAAAUUAUAAAAAAAGCUCAGUGGAGGUGCUCCAUGAGAAAGCUAAAAUUAUCUACAACGAGUUUCUGUCUAGAAGGUCGCCUAACCAAGUCAACUUAGAUUCGCAACUUGUCAACGACGUGCGCGAUCAGAUAGCCAAACCAACAAAACAAACAUUUUUAAAAGCACAAUGUGAAAUUUUCAGAUUAAUGAAAACUGAUAGCUACCCUAGGUUUUUAAAAUCCAAGAAAUAUCAACAGUUGCUGGCCGACAGCUCGAACGAAAAACCAAAAACAAGGUACGACAUAUUUCUGGCUAAUCAAGACAAAUCAGCUUGAGCAGGAGAGACAAUCAAAUCAAAGAACGAAGUUAAAAUGUGUGUACACGUUGAUUCAAUGAUCCUAACAUUUCUGAAACACAUUUGAAUGUAACUGUCACAUGUGAGAUGAAAAUGGCCACCAUUGGUCAAUAACCAAGAUUAGUGACUUCCAGGAUGACAUUUAAUAACCAACCAUGCGAACUAUCGAUGCUAGAUAUUUUAAAAACUCUUAAAAUUUCCCUGGCCCCUUGAGUAUUGGUUAUUCUUUCCGUGUAUCUCAAACUUUGUGAUGUCAUCUUUACAAGAAGUUUCAUAACCGUCUUAGAAUCUGACUUCGUGAUGAUUGACAUAAAAAUAAAUGAUAUGCGCGUUUUUGACCAGUCUAAAAAUCUUUUAUAACAAUAUGCCUGAUCAGGGUGGCUACCAUAAUGUUGGUAGCCACUCUAAAAUCUAAGAGCUUUGAGGUAUUUUGCUAUAAUCCAAGGGUUCUUAAAUACACAGGGAAAAUAUCUAGGUAGAAUCUUGAAGGAAAAAAGGUGGAAUAGAGGUGAAUGUAAAAAUGUCACUCCUAAAGUAAAUAAUUUCGAAGAGAGGAAAUUUUCAAAAAGCUGUAAACAUAUAAAGUUAUUACGACACAAUAAAUUACAACAAGUGAGAUUUGUUUUUAGAAA
Molecule: messenger RNA, 1517 nt
Organism: Hydractinia symbiolongicarpus
Lineage: Eukaryota; Metazoa; Cnidaria; Hydrozoa; Anthoathecata; Hydractiniidae
Product: regulator of G-protein signaling 5-like
Exons: 1
Coding region: 110-865 (251 amino acids)
Source: RefSeq, a predicted model, not a curated record